GAAUGCAGCAUUACGUAGUGAGAGGGAGGAGGUGCGCCAGGCUAUACGUCCUAUAACCCGCCCCUUUAAAAUAACAUCCCAACCUACAAAACGACUCCUGCUUUGAGUGUUUCAGCAGUGUUCUAAAGUCUGUAUCCGAGUUCAGCGGAGAAACAGUCACGGCGACUCGACGGUGUGGUGUAUCUUCUCUGCUGCUCGUUCUGGUUCUGGCUGGCGCUCCUGUUAGGUUACGACGAGGAGACUGAAGUGACAUUUACGUUAAUUAAUUCAUCCACAACAACAAUGGCAGCACAGGAAUUUAAUUUCUUGCUGGCAACCGAUUCCUACAAGAUCACACACUGCAACCAGUAUCCUCCAAAUGUCAGCAACAUCUACUCCUACUUUGAAUGCAGACGCAAGAAAGGCUCCCAGUUCAGUGAAGUGGUGUUUUUCGGCCUUCAGUAUCUGUUGAAGAAGUACCUCAUAGGCCAGGUGGUCACAGAACAGAAGAUUCAGGAAGCCAAGCUCUUCUUCCAGAUGCACUUCAAACAGGCUGUGUUCAAUGAGGAAAGCUGGAGGAAGAUCCUCGAGAAACAUGAUGGCCGUCUUCCUAUCCGGAUCAAAGCCGUCCCCGAGGGGAGGAUUAUACCCAGAGGCAACGUGCUCUUUACUGUGGAAAACACUGAUCCUGACUUCUAUUGGCUCACCAACUACAUUGAGACCAUGCUGGUCCAGAUGUGGUAUCCAAUCACUGUAGCCACCAUAUCCAGAGAGUUUAAGAAGAUCCUGGCAAAGCACCUGAAAGCCACCUCUGGGAGCCUGGAAGGUCUGGACCUGAAACUGCACGACUUUGGCUACAGAGGAGUCUCCUCACAGGAGUCGGCAGCAUUAGGCGGAGCAGCUCACCUGGUUAAUUUCUGCAGCACGGACACAGUAGCUGGGCUGCUGAUGGCUCAGCGAUACUAUGGUUGCCCGAUGGCUGGUUUCUCCAUCCCAGCAGCAGAGCACAGUACCAUCAUCUCCUGGGGAAGGAACAGGGAGAAGGAGGCGUUUGAGCGAGUCCUUGAGCAGUUCCCCUCUGGGCCCGUGGCCGUGGUCAGCGACAGCUACGACAUCUUUAACGCCUGUAGGAACAUCUGGGGAGACAAGCUGAAGGAGCGAGUCAUGGAGCGCAGCCAGGACUCAUGUCUGAUCAUCCGGCCGGAUUCUGGAGACCCCGCAGAGACUCUCAUUGAGGUCAUCAAGAUUUUGGAGGAGUGUUUUGGCUCUUCUCUGAACUCCAUGGGAUACAAGGUUCUGCCCUCUUACCUGCGACUCAUUCAAGGAGACGGCAUUGACCUCAGCUCAGUGGAUGAGAUUCUCCGGAAGCUGGAGGAUGAAGGCUGGAGUGCUGAGAACUUCUUCUUUGGAUGCGGCAGCGCUUUGCUGCAGAAACUCAACAGAGACACACUCAACUGUGCCUUCAAGUGCAGCUAUGUGGAGAGUAAUGGCAAGGGGAUGGAUGUGUACAAGCAGCCGGUGACCGACCCGUCCAAAGGGUCAAAGAGGGGUCGAUUAUCUCUGAGGAGAAACACUGAUGGCUUAUUGGAGACGAUAGAGAGAGGGGCAGGCAAGCCUGAGGAGGACCUGCUGGUGACUGUUUUCGAGAAUGGCAGCCUCCUCCAAGACUACUCCCUAGAGGAGAUCAGGAAGAACGCUCGUCUGAGUGACGAGGAGUUGAACCCCAUCCUGUACAACCAUGAGCAGGAGCUGCUGCACAAUCGCAUCAUUAAUGGGAGUCAUUAAAGCAACCACAAAGCCUUUGCACAAUGCAAACAAUACUUCAGUUUUUUAACUGAAGGAGGAAAGGCUCUCGGGUAUAAGUCUAAACAUAUUGAAUAUAUAUAUUGGGGAGGGAAAUGAUAUUUUUUUUAUAACCUAAACAAAAUAUGAAGAGUUUUAUUGUUUGUAGUAAUCAUCAGGGAUGGGUUAGAAUUGCUAGUACUUGUAUACAAUAUUGGAUUUAAGGUCAUGUCCAGCUCAAAAAUUACUUUGGUUUGUGUAAGAAACACAAUACGUAGAAAUGUACAAAUGAAUACAUAACGCUGACCAGGAGUACAAAGGAAGCCCAUUGCUCUGCAACAGUUUGGACAACAAGUAAGCCAUACCUGUUCUUUGAAGCUCUCGUUUCAUAUUCAAAGUCACUUUUCUUGACAGUGGUUUGCUCAACGCCCUCUCUAUUGUUAGCCAAUCACGUGCCCUCUGUCUCUCUUGAACUAGCAAGCUCUGGCUACCAAAUGUAGCCAGAGCAGCAACAAUGCUAACCUUGCAAUGAGUCAGAAAACUACAGGCGGCUGUAGAUUAACACAGUAACUAACAGUAACACAGUAACUAAGCUUAGCGCGGAUGCUGAUGCUACCUAGCUAGCAUUGUUGCAAACAGGUACUGACCCUUGAUGUAGCUAAUUGACUAAUUCUGGUAGCAGUUUCUGAGACUCCUUGCUUAAGAGAUAGGGGUCAUGUGAUUGAUGCUGAAAGGUGAGCCGGAGCUGCGUUAUUAGUUUGAAUAUUUUAGUAAUUAACAUAAGUCAUUGCUAAUCAUGCAAAUUACAAACCGUUAAUGUGAUGAUGCGUUUGUUUUUAACAUCAAGAGAUUUGGCAUUCCACUUUUGAAGUCCACACACUUUGUUUGUGCAGAUAAACCUUUGAAGACAGACUGAACAUUAAAGGUGCUACAUUCUGAGCGUAGCUACGAUUUGAGGGAUUGCCUGCAAACAGCUCUCAACAUGUAAACGGAUGAGCUGGGGUUUUUUUUCCAAUCCUCUUCUCCGUAAAACUAAUAAAUGUAACAACAUAGCAGACCCUAUUGGUCAGAUGGAUGCCUGAUCAGUAAAAUACUGGACCUCAAAUUCAAAAGGAUUGCUGUGACACUCAAUACAUUUAAGUCACAGUAUGUUGGCAACCUUUCCCCUCCAAUGUAUUUUUUCAUCAGUGUUAGAUGAGGGAAAUAAUUGAAAGGAUUUACAGACUAAUAGUCUGUAGCGUUAGUUAAAGCUAUUUUCUCACUCGUACAUUGACAUUAAAAUAAACAGAAAAUAUAAAGCAAUCGAAUAAGACCGUUAGAUGACUGGUGCAUGGUGUAACGUUACCAUAACAGCAGUGCAGAAAUUACUUUUUAUCACAGGGGGAAUAAAGAAACAUUAAGACAUACUAUCAGAAUUGUGCGCCGCGUGCUGGUAAUCCUGAUAUAUCGUGCUUUUGUGGGGCCAAAAAGUCAACUGGACACUGCUGUCUUGAAAAAGCCUGCUGGGAUGCUUUCCCUUGUGAUCGUGCAGAGCAGCUGUACUGCUGUGAAAAGCCAUUUCCAGUCUGCACAGUUUACAGAGUUUACUGGGUCUCUGUCUAAAAUACUUCCACACUUGGAUGGUUGGCGAGGUUUUCUCGCUGCAGCUUGUUUUCCGGGGGUGCACAUGGUUUCACCGAGCUCAUCCAUACCGGCAACAAGCCGCAGCACAUUAUGCAAAUCAACAUAUUUUUGUAAUCAAUGCCGUUGAUCAUGCCGAAGAAUCGUCCCUGUCCUAACUUAAUGAGCAUGCACUGCCGGUCCGGCUUUGGUAAACAAAGCACAGAGAAGCUCAUAUCACAGCACACACAGAGGGAGAGGGAUUUCUUUCUCUGCUCAGGUAGACAUUACCCCACUGUGUCUUUUACAGAGCCAAACGUGGUUUUAUGCUGUAAUGAUGCUCAUAGUUUCACAACAUGGCACCUUUUUUAAACUGCCUUUAUUUAAUUGAUUGCCGGUCUGUUAUAGUGCCCUGCUAAAAUGAGUGCAUUAUGUAACAAUCUACUAGAUGUCAGAUAGGAUUUGGAAUUGGCAGUAUUGAAGAUAUUGGAUCUCGAUCGGGGGAACACAUAUGUGGGAUGUCCUUGGAUGGAAUAAUACAGGUCCUGGUAAAGAGAGGAUGCUUUGUUUAAAGUUUUCUUUGAUUGGCUGAUGAACCAUGGAUUGACUUAUGGGAUUUCAAGGAAACCUUCUCUAAUGCUCUCCAUCACAUUAGGUAUUUCAGUACCAACCUGCCUUGUCUACUUUAGUUAGUAUUUUAUUUCCGUUCCAAAACACUGGGUCGGGACCUGCAAGUGGGUCGCAGGAAAUUCUAUUUGGGUCGCCAAUUAGCAGAAUACAACAAUAUGUCCACAGUUCCCGUUUGAGCCCCAUGAGGGAGCCUUAAUGUUCAAAUAGCUCAGAUAAUUGUAGUCUACUGAUCGCCUUUCAUAUUAUAUUAAAAGUUAACGUUUGUUUUGUUUCCUUAGCUGAUGAGAGGAAAUGAAAAAAAUGAUUCUGUUUACUAAACUAACUAAAUACAUUUAUUUUACAAGUUUAUAAAUCAAAGUUGUGAUUUAUAUUUAAAAUAUAUGGUGAUGGUUGGACAUUCAUAUACACACGUUUUCUCAAGGUUUGGAGAAAAAGGCCUGAUGGUUUGUCUUUCUUUUUUCUUCUUUUUUUUUAAAAGUGGAUCCCCAGUAAAGAAGUGUAUCAUGUGAUUACCUGCCUUUUUUUAAGCAACUUGCUGUAGAAUAAAAUUGGAAGUGUCUCUUUUGUUUUGGGCAGGUAGCAAUGUAAUGCUGCUGGCUUUUAUCACAAAAGAUAGAAGUGACAGAUGGAAAGACCAGCUAGUCCAGCUAGAAUAUCUAUGCAUUCAACAAAUGACUCCAAAGAUGCUGCUUGUAUUUUAUUUGUUUUAUUCUCGGCUCUUUAAGGACAGUCCUUCGUCAUUUGUGAUCCUUCUCACUCUUGUUAGGCCCCUUUUAUUUCCUGUUAACAUGUUUGGCUUCUUUUCAAUAAUCACUGGUAUGUUUUGUUUCAGACUGCUUGCAUUCGAUUUUUCUUGCUGAUGACCUACAGAUCUAUUGGGAUUACUUGCUGCGUAGUAUCGGCACACAUUUAUUUAAUUAUAUUUUGUAAAUAUGCUUUUGAAAAUGAUUUGCUUUGUAACUUAUCUUUUAUCUUUUAAAAUGAUCUGUAUCUUUAAUUUUAUUUGUGUUUUUUUUUUUUUUUUUUUUUUUUAGAACCAACCUUUUGUAAGAUUAAAAAAACUGUAAAACGAUC
Cyclopterus lumpus (lumpfish) is the source of this 5064-nucleotide messenger RNA. RefSeq names its product nicotinamide phosphoribosyltransferase 2 (gene nampt2). The record is from RefSeq and is a predicted model, not a curated record. The transcript has 11 exons. The coding region runs from base 283 to 1764 and encodes 493 amino acids. Gene Ontology annotation, biological process: NAD+ biosynthetic process. Gene Ontology annotation, molecular function: nicotinamide phosphoribosyltransferase activity. NCBI's taxonomy places the organism in Eukaryota, Metazoa, Chordata, Actinopteri, Perciformes, Cyclopteridae.